Molecule: messenger RNA, 3127 nt
Organism: Entelurus aequoreus (snake pipefish)
Lineage: Eukaryota; Metazoa; Chordata; Actinopteri; Syngnathiformes; Syngnathidae
Gene: psmg2
Product: proteasome (prosome, macropain) assembly chaperone 2
Exons: 7
Coding region: 79-864 (261 amino acids)
Biological process (GO): proteasome assembly
Cellular component (GO): nucleus; cytosol
Source: RefSeq, a predicted model, not a curated record
AUUUAAUAGGACCCCAGCGCCUGCAAGAAAACAGAAGAGAAACUUCUGAGAUUGUAGCGUUUAAUAACUAAAUAAAUCAUGUUUAUUUCUUCACAAAGUUCCGCAACUGUAUUUAAAGAUGUGACGCUCAUAAUGCCAGCAGUGGCUGUAGGUAAUGUGGGCCAGCUGGCGGUGGACCUCAUCAUUUCAACCUUAAAUUUACGCCGAGUGGGUUACCUGCACACGGACUGCCUCAUUCCCAUGGCGGGGAAUAACCCGUUCGCCACCUGCAAGGACCCAGAGGAGCUGCACACAGCUGCAGAAGUUUACACUGCAUCCGAUCUCAAACUGGCCGUUCUUCAGAUUAGGGCCCCGAUUGUGAAGGCAAAAUCCAAAAAGUUUCGUCAGCUGCUACUGUCAUGGAUCAAAACUAGUGGUUUCUCCAGGACGAUCGUUCUGUCCAGCAGCCAUGACUACCAGAGGGAUGACCAGCAGCUGCAAGGAACUCCUUUGAGGUACUUGAUCACACCGAGCCUCAUGAAAGAGAGUGCAGAUGCCCUGAAGGAGCUGGGCUGGUUGGAGAUGGAGAGCGUCCCAGGUAGUCAAGGUUGUUCAGACGCCAACACGGAGCCGCGACUUUUCGUCCCCGGUGGGGGUAUCACCAAAGGGCUUUACACAGACAGUUGCGCUAAGGAGUUCCCGCUGGCUGUGCUGCUCAUCUUCUGCUCGGAGGGAGACAACAUCCCCGAUGCCUUCACACUCCUCAAUCACCUCAACGACUGGCUUCACCUGCUGGACAGCCCUAAGCAAGACGCCAAAAAAUGGAAGAUCCCAGCAUCCUGGAGUCUCCUCUUUGGGGGUGGCAUCCCCCCAGCACUCUUCUGAAAAAUCUUAAGACAUAACCCGCCGCUUUGUCAUUGAAACAUAAUGACAUACAGGAACUGACUACUUCUGCAACCAUUUUGAGGGUUUUGUGUUUCAAUUGGUGGGGGGAGACCACAAGAGCAAAGCUUGUGUGAAUGUUUGAGUAUUUCCCUGUUGGACAUCAUUCAGCCCGACUAACUGAAAAUGUUUGGCUGGGUGCCAUGCGGUGUUCCCAGCAUUCCCGCCUGUGUAACACGACUCUUGCAACAAUACGCUGACAGCACUAACAUGUUCAUUGAAAUAAGACUGGCGAGAAAAGUAAAAAAUAUUUCCUCAAAAAUUAUAAAACAUUAAAAUAACUUUGCUCAAUCGCAGGUUUAAGCAGAGGUAAACUAGAUACCAGUUUUAUUAGAAGAUAACACUAACUUUUCCAAAAUAAGAAAUCGUCAUCAAAUGUAAUUCAUGUGUAACAAUACUUUUGUUUUUUGAGUUGAACAAAAAAAUAUAUACAUGCCACUGACUUUUACCGCAUCGCUGUGGAAAACUUCAAGUACUCUUAUAAAAAAUAGAAACAUUUUCAUUUCCACCCCUGGAAAAAUACACAUUUAUAAAACAGCAAUGCAUAGCAAUUGUUUCAGUCUGUAUAAAUGUAGUAAAACUACGCUGGUGUCUGCUUGAGUAAUGUCUGUGUGUGUUAACAGUUUGGAGAGUGAUGAUGAGGAAGUGUGCUGAAGAGCUAAAACCUAAAUUUGGAUGGAUGAGGAACGCUCGUGGAAGUGAGGCCAGCUGGUGUUUUCUGCCGAUGUUUUGCUGCCGGCAAUGCCCUUUAAUGUAACUUUGGUUGGCAUAGAGAGCAGAAGUCAAGAGUCGAUGGUUUUUGCUCUGGAAGAGACAAAAAAAUCACAGGUACCAGUUAAGACCAAACGACGCCUCACAGAUCAUACAUAAAACAAGCAUUCAACUAGAAGUGUAUACCUGGAGACGACCACAACAUAUCCCCCAGAACAUCUGCAUUGUUUGCCCAAAGCAUUCCAUUAAGUACAGUUGUGCCACCUAGUGGAGAGGGUGCUAAUUACACCUUCAAUCAAAACCUUUUCACAGAAGGCCUGCUUCUCCAUCAUGGAGAUUGCAACCUCUUGUGGCCUAGCGCCUUCAAAGCAUUUUUAUAAACUUUUCAGACCACCUCAAGUGAACAAGAUGGAUGACUUAAUAGCCAAUGCAAAAAAUAAUACAGGAGGGGGGGCAAAAGCAAUCCAAUGUAGGUAAAGAUAUGAGCGCACGUGCAUUUCAGCUAUCAUAAAUAAGUUUGCAGUCCUGCUCUUACACACCAACACACACUCAUGCCGGAGUGCGUAAAGAAAAUAAAAAAAAGUCAAACUGUUGCCUGUCAACUCAGAAAAAACAAACACAGCAGACACACCGCAUAUGUGACGUAGUAGACACCGGUGGCUUGAGUAUAUAAAGUGUGGGGGAGGGGUUGCAUACAUACGCCGGGUCAUGUGCAGCAAAUGCAGCCCAAACUGUUCAAGAAGAGAACAGCAGAUUGAGCAUGGUGAUGAUGGGAGGACCGACUCGCAUGUGACAGCAAACGGGUCUCGACAAAAAAGACAAUCCCAUUUUCGUUUUCAAACAAGGAGGCGCUGAGAGAGCCUAAUCACCUUUUCCUCUUCCUCUCAGCGUCGCUUGUCCUUUGGCCUGUUUUGACUGCGGCCGUUACAUAUAAGCCGUCGUCUCUGCGUCGUUUUCUGCGUGAAAAAAGACAUUUAAAAAAAGGUUAUCGUCGCAAUGUGAAUGAAUGCUGCAAGAGCUUGUGUACACCCACUGUGCUGUUGUGCUGUUGUCCUUAUCCCUGCAAGGGGAUUCUGUUUGGCUCUUGCCGUCCUGCCGGUAAUCUUCUUGCUCAUCGGGCGGCGGCGUCUGCUGGCUGCCGUUGCAUCGCUCUGUGGGACUGUGGACUUGCGGCUGGAUGGAGGGAGGGGAGUCAGUUGCGGGUGCCUGGUCUUCCCGGGACAACUCUCGCCAUUGAUUCUGUGUGGAAAGAACUAGAAUGUAAAUACAAUUUACAAUCUGGCUAAUACAGUGCUUGUGUUGUUGUGAACACCUGCACCGUGGAGUCUCCCAUGAUGCUCUUGGUUCCUUCUAGCACUGCCAUGAAGGAAAAGCGCAGCUGGUCAGGAGUCUGAAUAAGACCCAUGCGGUAUUUCCUCAUGUCCAGAAGAAUCUUUUUUAUGUCCACUGACGGCUCUUUUCUCUUGUCCAUCUGCAUGAAAACAACUUUUUUUAU